AUGAAAAUUAAAUCCUUACCUUUAUUAAAUAUCUACUUGUUGAUUUAUAUAGGUAUUUGUUCUGUUGUUAUUCUUAAUAAUAGUAAAAAAAUAUUUAUUGAACAUAAAGCUGAUGAUUAUCUUCCAGAAGUAUUUACAAUGGAAAAUGUUCGAUUAUUUUUACAAAAUAUGGUUGAACAUAUUAGAUUGAAUUCGUCGGAGGAUAAAAUUACCUCAGUUAUAAUUCUUGGUGGACUUGAAGAUAAAAAACGUCAAUUUGAAUUGCUCCAAGGUUGCAUUUCAAAGUUAUCUCAAGAUGAUUAUGAUGACGAUGAUGAUGAGUUACAGAAUUACAAUGACCUACUCAAAAACAUUAAAUGGCUCAAUACGACCUUUAAUAUUGAUGCUGAUAAUCCUCAAGAAACAGGCGAGUACAGCAUUAAUAUUAUCAUCGAUAAACUUGAAUACAUAAACGAGCAACGUUUUAUUUUAAUUCAACGAGUUAAGAAAAUAAAUAGUUGGAAUGUUAUCAACGCUGUGAUGGUUUUCAAUCUACAAGGUGGUCACGCUCAGUUUGCAGUGGCAUCAAUUGUUACAGGUACACAUAAAAAAUAA
This is a messenger RNA of Rotaria sordida, 594 nucleotides long. NCBI's taxonomy places the organism in Eukaryota, Metazoa, Rotifera, Eurotatoria, Philodinida, Philodinidae. The record is from the annotation of a GenBank genome assembly.